GGAAUUCUGGUAACCAUUUUUGAAGCUCUUAAGAAAGAGAAUGCUUCGCCCACUUUUCAAUCUUCCAUGGGCCAACUUUGAUGUUCAGUCCCAAAGCUCGAACCUAUCCCAUAGCCCGGCCCACAUUUCCCUCUUCAGACCCAGCUUAGAGUAGAUGCAGAGCGGAUAAGAAACUAGAAGCUCUUCAUUUUCCUUCGUCAUUUUCCCCCAGACGAAUUGGAAGCACGAAUGGCGCUCACUCUGAGCAACACAUUCCUCCAACGGAAGCCCUCUCCCCCAGUUCUACCUCUCCAGAAGGCGAAGACAAGGGUGGCAAAUCGGCUGCAGUUGUCGUGCAGGAAGAAGGAUAUACACCCGGAGUUCCACGAGGACUCUAAAGUUUACUGCAACGGCGAGCUAGUGAUGACCACCGGUGGCACGCAGAAGGAGUACUCGGUGGACGUAUGGUCCGGCAACCACCCCUUCUACCUCGGCGAUCGCUCCGCCAUCUUCGUCGUCGACGACCAGGUCGAGAAGUUUCGUAAGAAGUACGGCGAGAACUCCCAGAUAAUGCAGAUCCCCGUCCUUCACGGCGAGAUUGUGCUGCCCCCAAAGCUCAAAUCGUCUAAAGCAGGCAGGAAGAAGUAGCUGUACGCACUCACUCGUAUUGCUGCUAUUUGCGUUCGCUGUAAAAGAAUUUUCAGAGAAAAUUGAAUUAGGGGUUUGCUGUUGUAUUCCCGGUAAGUGUAUCUUGAUGGCGUCUUUCUUCAAUUAUUAUUAUUAUUAUUUUUUUAUGGAAACCAGCGCAUGUUUUGUAUGUGGAAAUCUGUUCUUUUUCUGUGUGAACGUGAACGAGUAAAUAUUUCUUCAUUGUAUGGCGGUCAGUUGGUGAAAUUGAAAGAUGCUGCCCUCAUUUGGGAUUGUGUUAUGAAAA
Messenger RNA from Malania oleifera, 913 nucleotides. RefSeq names its product large ribosomal subunit protein bL31c. The coding region runs from base 229 to 627 and encodes 132 amino acids. Gene Ontology annotation, molecular function: structural constituent of ribosome. Gene Ontology annotation, cellular component: ribosome. The record is from RefSeq and is a predicted model, not a curated record. Gene Ontology annotation, biological process: translation. Lineage: Eukaryota; Viridiplantae; Streptophyta; Magnoliopsida; Santalales; Ximeniaceae. The transcript has 2 exons.